Hyphopichia burtonii NRRL Y-1933 is the source of this 912-nucleotide messenger RNA. Its product is annotated as MFS general substrate transporter. Gene Ontology annotation, molecular function: myo-inositol:proton symporter activity. Gene Ontology annotation, cellular component: membrane. The transcript has 3 exons. Bases 1 to 912 code for a protein of 303 amino acids. Gene Ontology annotation, biological process: transmembrane transport. The record is from RefSeq and is a predicted model, not a curated record. NCBI's taxonomy places the organism in Eukaryota, Fungi, Ascomycota, Pichiomycetes, Serinales, Debaryomycetaceae.
AUGACUAAAGAUCCCGAAAAAGCUGGAGUUGAUGGGUUGAUUGAACAUAAAAGUAGUUCCACUUCUUCAUCUCUUAAACAACAGCCACAAUAUGAUAGUGACUCUAUUCAUUCCAAGACUGGUGAAGCUGGUGGUGGUGAAAAGGGUAAUAUUUUAGCUCAAUAUUCAGAAAAGCAAACCAUGCAAAUGGGUAGAAAUUAUGCUCUCAAGCAUGGGUUGGACCCUGAAUUGUUUUCCCGAGCUGCUGCUUUGGCUAGACUGCCCCGUGAGUUUAACUCAAUGCCCUUUUUAUCAGAAGAAGAGAAAAUCGGAUUAAAUAGAGAAGCUACUAAAAGGUGGCAUAUUCCAUUCAAGUUAGUCGAAGUUAUUGCUUUGGGUUCCAUGGCUGCUGCUGUUCAAGGUAUGGACCAGUCUGUUAUUAACGGUGCUACGCUUUUCUACCCAAAAGUAAUGGGUUUGUUGGAUAUGGAAGAGCCUCAGUUGAUGGAAGGUAUGAUCAAUGGUGCUCCUUAUCUUUGUGCUUCCUGUAUUGCUUGUUGGAUGAGUGAUUCUUGGAAUAGAAAGUUAGGUAGAAAAUGGGUAAUUUUUUGGACUUGUUUAAUCAGUGCAGUCACUUGCUUCUGGCAAGCCUUAGUUAACUUGAAAUGGUACCAUUUAUUUAUUGCCAGAUUUCUCAUGGGUUUUGGUAUUGGUAUUAAAUCUGCAACUGUUCCUGCUUAUGCGGCUGAAACCACUCCCCAUACCAUCAGAGGUAGUUUGGUUAUGUUGUGGCAGUUCUUCACCGCUGUUGGUAUCAUAAGACAUGUCUUACGUCAAAAAGUUGCCGACCAGCCUCCAUUGUACAGCCACCAAAGAAUGGCUGUUACAAAUCCCGAAUGGAAUGAAAAAGCCGAAGUCUCUCAUGUUGAAUAG